CACGAUAUAAAUACUUUUAAUGGCAAGUGAAAUCAUUCAAACAGUCCAAACUAGUCCUAGAGUUAAGUUUAACACAAGCCGCGCGCCUAUAGUUCCAAUAAUAAAUUAGGCAAAAUGGAAUUAAGAAUUGCGUUACUCUCAUCGUUCUUGCUGAUUCUACUUGUUAUCGGACUAUCAGACGGAGGUUACACCAAAAAGAAAAAAAUCAUCAUUCACAUUCCAGUCAAACAGACGCAUCAUAAGCACACCCACACCCAAAUCAAAACCAUUCAUCAUCAUCACAAACCCACAAUUAUCAAGGAGGAGAAAAUCAUCAAACAAGAAGUCCAUAAACCCGUUCAUGUCAAAGAGGAAAUCGAACACGAACAUUACCAUCAUCACUACAAGCAUGAUCAUGGUGAGGGACAUCAUAUCCCUGACUAUCAUCAUGAGCAUAAGCAUGAGCAUUCGUACGAUUGAAUGGAUUUCAUCUUGUUAUAAAAUGAGUAUUUAUAUGUUGGUGCAGCCUAGGCUAAGAUUUGUUUGAAAUGAAUUUGUGAUAAUUUAAACAAAAAAAUAUUAAAUCUUCUAAAA
This is a messenger RNA of Bradysia coprophila, 573 nucleotides long. RefSeq lists its product as uncharacterized. The record is from RefSeq and is a predicted model, not a curated record. Lineage: Eukaryota; Metazoa; Arthropoda; Insecta; Diptera; Sciaridae.